GACGGGGGUCAGUCUGGUUGGGAAACUCUGCAACCAGAGUUGAGACCAGAGAGAGCCCAUCAGACAUUCUCUGAAGCUCGAGAAAAUCGGGGACUGCGAGAGUCUUACUCUCGAAAAGCGCGGAAAACAGUAAAGGACGCUUUGAAAUUCGUGACACCAUUGACGAUUAAGGCUGGAGGUUCUGGGUUUUUGCUUGGGGUCAUGUUUCUUGAAGCAGCAUCUUAGACAUUCUGUGUAACGAAAGUUUUUAGUGGAUCCUGCGUCUACACUCUAAAACCAGCAGCGUCGCUUCUUGGCAACAUGGAAGAGGGUCCUUCGAUACUAGGAUAGGUGGAUCAUCAUCAGGACUCCCCUCUGGUGGCGUGACCGCAGAUUCGGAAUCUGCGCCAAUUGAUGUCAAGGAUAUUUUUAAGUCAUCUGGCUCUUCUGCCACGACGCUUGCUCCCGCCGCUACAACUACUGGGUCAAUAGAUGCUGGUCAACCCAGAGAGGAAGUGGAUCCUCAUUCUACGUCAAUGCAACAGGCUCCAACUGG
Messenger RNA from Amoebophrya sp. A25, 535 nucleotides. The record is from the annotation of a GenBank genome assembly. Lineage: Eukaryota; Dinophyceae; Syndiniales; Amoebophryaceae.